AUGGGGGAAGGUCUUACUCAUGUAGGUCCUGGUCCUGGGUUGGUUCUGCUUCUGUCCAGUAACUACCAGCAUUUUCUAGCCUUCGUUUUUGCCAUAGAAGAGAUCAACAAGAGUCCUCAUCUUUUACCCAACAUAUCUCUGGGAUAUGAGUUCCACAAUUUGCUUUUCAGUCGUAGGAGGACACUGGAAAGCUCGCUUAUUUUGCUCUCAGGACAGGAUGAGAUCCCCAAUUACUCCUGUAGGAGAGAGAACAAAUCCAUAGCAAUGCUAACAGGAAUCUCAUGGGCAACUGCUACUCAAAUUGGAAGCCUACUAGAAUUGUACAAAUUUCCACAGGUCUCCUUUGGCUCAUUUGACCAUAUGAUGAGUGAACAUGUGAACUUUCAUUCUCUCUAUCAAGUGGCACCAAAGGAUGCAUCUCUGGUCCUUGGCAUGGUCUCUUUGAUGCUUCACUUCAGCUGGAGCUGGGUAGGGCUGAUCAUCAUAGAAGGGCAUAAAGGUCUUCAAUUUCUCUCAGAUUUAAGAGCAGAGAUGGACAAGAAGAGCAUCUGUGCAGCAUUUGUGAAAUUUAUUCCAACUCCUCUUGUGUCAUAUACUUCAAAUCUACAGCCUCUUGACAUCCUGACAAGAGAAACAUCACUAGUGAAUGUGGUCAUUAUUUACUAUGACACUGCUGGUCUAAAUGAGGUAAACUAUAACAUAGGGCAACAGUUCGUGACUUGGAGAGUCUGGGUGACAAACGCACAAUGGCAGCCUGACAUGGCUGGAACAAAAUUCAUUCUUGAUUCAUUCCAUGGGACUUUCAUUUUUUCAAGUCACCAUGAAGAGAUUUGUGGUUUUAAGAAUUUUGUGCAGGCAGCCAAUCCUUUCAAGUACCCAGAAGACACGUACCUCACUAUGUACUGGUAUAACCAUUUCCACUGCUCAUUCUCUGAUACUGACUGUGCAUUGAAGAACUGUACGUCUAAUGCCUCUCUGGCAUGGCUGCCUUUGAAUCAUUUUGACCCUGCCAUGAAUGAUGCGAGUUACAAUAUAUACAAUGCUGUGUACGCAGUGGCCCAUGCCCUCCAUGACAUGCUUCUUCAACAAGCACAGAGACCAGUAGUGGAAAGUAAAAGAGUGAUGGCUUUUUCUGCUUGGCAGCUCCACCCCUUCCUGAAGAAUAUCCAAUUUAAUAAUCCUGCUGGAGACCAAGUGAACUUAGACAAUAGAAAGAAACUGAAUUCUGUGUAUGAUAUUCUCAAUUUUUGGAAUUUUCCUGAAGGCCUUAGACUUAAGGUCAAUGUAGGAAUAUUUUCGCCAAGUGCUCCACUUAACCAACAGUUGUCUUUAUCUGAUGACGUAAUAGAGUGGGCCCCGUGGAUUACACAGAGUCCCAGCUCUGUAUGCAGUGAGAGUUGUAAUCUUGGAUUCAGGAAAUCCCCUCAAGAGGGAAAGCCUACCUGUUGCUUUGUUUGCAUCCCUUGCCCAGAGAAUGAGAUUGCCAAUAACACAGACAUGGAGCAGUGUGUGAAGUGUCCAGAUAACCAGUAUGCCAAUACUCAAAAAUCGCACUGCCUGCAAAAAGCUGUGACUUUUCUGGCUUAUGAGGACCCCUUGGGGCAGGCUCUGACAGGCAUGGCCGUGAUUCUCACUGUUCUCACAUCUGCUGUUCUUGGGCUUUUUGUGAAGUACCGAGACACUCCUAUUGUCAGGGCCAACAAUAGGGGUCUCAGCUACACCCUGCUUAUCUCCCUUACCUGCUGUUUCCUCUGCUCCUUGCUCUUCAUCGGCCGUCCCAACACAGCCACCUGCAUCCUGCAGCAGACCACAUUUGGAGUUGUGUUCACUGUGGCUGUUUCCACUGUCUUGGCCAAAACCAUUACUGUGGUGCUGGCCUUUAAGGUCACUUCUCCAGGCAGAAGGAUGAGGCAGUGGCUGGUGUCAGGGGCACCAAACUUCAUCAUCCCGAUCUGCUCCCUGAUCCAACUUACUCUCUGUGGCAUCUGGAUGGGGACAAAUCCACCCUACAUUGACACAGAAGCACACACCAAACAUGGCCACAUCAUCAUCGUGUGCAACAAGGGCUCCCUCACUGCCUUCUACUGUGUCCUGGGAUACCUGGGCUCCCUGGCGCUUGUGAGUUUCUCUGUGGCUUUCCUUGCCAGGAACCUGCCUGAUACAUUCAAUGAAGCCAAGUUCCUGACGUUCAGCAUGCUGGUGUUCUGCAGUGUGUGGGUCACCUUCCUGCCCGUGUACCACAGCAGCAAGGGAAAGGUCAUGGUGGCCAUGGAGAUCUUCUCCAUCUUGGCCUCCAGUGCAGGGCUGCUGGGCUGCAUCUUUGUCCCUAAGUGCUACAUUAUUUUGUUAAGACCAGAGAGAACUUCUUUGCAAGAGUUCAGAGAUAAAACACAUCUUGUAAGAAAGAGACCUUAA
Molecule: messenger RNA, 2415 nt
Organism: Octodon degus (degu)
Lineage: Eukaryota; Metazoa; Chordata; Mammalia; Rodentia; Octodontidae
Product: vomeronasal type-2 receptor 116-like
Exons: 6
Coding region: 1-2415 (804 amino acids)
Biological process (GO): G protein-coupled receptor signaling pathway
Cellular component (GO): membrane
Molecular function (GO): G protein-coupled receptor activity
Source: RefSeq, a predicted model, not a curated record